Messenger RNA from Eriocheir sinensis (Chinese mitten crab), 1435 nucleotides. RefSeq lists its product as uncharacterized. The coding region runs from base 1 to 999 and encodes 332 amino acids. Lineage: Eukaryota; Metazoa; Arthropoda; Malacostraca; Decapoda; Varunidae. The record is from RefSeq and is a predicted model, not a curated record. The transcript is spliced from 6 exons.
AUGCUCACCAGCAAGACCAAGGACUCGCUGGCGCUCCCCAGCCCCGACGAUUCGAGGAGGAGAAACGUCGAGAUAUUGUCCGGAGGCAUUGUUCUGAGAGUGGUCAGGAAAUGUCAGGGGGCAUUAUCGCGUGGGUCGUCAUCGGGUUGUCCAUCGUGUCCAAAGAGUGCCAGGGGUCUGUCAGGGGUCAGUAGGUCGUAUAAUCGAGUUAUCAGUCCGUGUCCAAAGAGUGCCAGGGGUCUGUCAGGGGUCAGUAGGUCGUAUAAUCGAGUUAUCAGUCCGUGUCCAAAGAGUGCCAGGGGUCUGUCAGGGGUCAGUAGGUCGUAUAAUCGAGUUAUCAGUCCGUGUCCAAAGAGUGCCAGGGGUCUGUCAGGGGUCAGUAGGUCGUAUAAUCGAGUUAUCAGUCCGUGUCCAAAGAGUGCCAGGGGUCUGUCAGGGGUCAGUAGGUCGUAUAAUCGAGUUAUCAGUCCGUGUCCAAAGAGUGCCAGGGGUCUGUCAGGGGUCAGUAGGUCGUAUAAUCGAGUUAUCAGUCCGUGUCCGAAGAGUGCCAGGGGUCUGUCAGGGGUCAGUAGGUCGUAUAAUCGAGUUAUCAGUCCGUGUCCAAAGAGUGCCAGGGGUCUGUCAGGGGUCAGUAGGUCGUAUAAUCGAGUUAUCAGUCCGUGUCCAAAGAGUGCCAGGGGUCUGUCAGGGGUCAGUUGGUCGUAUAAUCGAGUUAUCAGUCCGUGUCCAAAGAGUGCCAGGGGUCUGUCAGGGGUCAGUAGGUCGUAUAAUCGAGUUAUCAGUCCGUGUCCAAAGAGUGCCAGGGGUCUGUCAGGGGUCAGUAGGUCGUAUAAUCGAGUUAUCAGUCCGUGUCCAAAGAGUGCCAGGGGUCUGUCAGGGGUCAGUAGGUCGUGGGUCGUCAGGAGUUGUCAGUCCGUGUGUUUUUUUAGUUUGGCUGAGCCGCUGUCUCCCCAGAAGAGUCUCAGCCAUAACUUUGGUGUUGUCUGUUGGUCUGGAUGAGCCACAGUCUCCCCAGAUGAGACUCACUCUUACCAACACACAGCACCGUUUUUUUGUUGUUUUAUGAUUUUUUUGUUGUUUUUAUGUUUUUAUAGUUAGUGACGCUCUGCCCUGCUGGGGGGAUUUCUUCUUCCCCGCGCGGCAGUUCCUCUUGAAGGCGUCAGUCAUUAUGAUUACGGUGAUUUGUACCGGUGACCUAAGCGGAUAUAUGGGUCACAGCUCGUCUGGUUACUUCUUAGGAAGGUCAGCACGUCUUGCGGGAACUUCAACGCCCCCCCCGCCGGACCUUCGGGAUCCCCGGCACCUCCAUGGACGCCCCGGGGGAGCCAGGGCGCCCUACCUGGGCCCCUUCAGUCCUGCGAUGCUCACCAGCAAGACCAAGGACUCGCUGGCGCUCCCCAGCCCCGACGAUUCGAGGAGGGCGGGUGCAAGAACG